This is a messenger RNA of Cyprinodon variegatus (sheepshead minnow), 3925 nucleotides long. RefSeq names its product transmembrane protein 132D-like. The transcript is spliced from 10 exons. Lineage: Eukaryota; Metazoa; Chordata; Actinopteri; Cyprinodontiformes; Cyprinodontidae. The record is from RefSeq and is a predicted model, not a curated record. The coding region runs from base 1 to 3570 and encodes 1189 amino acids.
AUGACAUUCAACUUUUCCAUCCGGUCAUUGUUUCCAGUUGUGGCAGUUUUUACAGCAAUUAAAGCUGGAAGAAGCCAGAGAUUUGAAGAUGCUGGAGUAUUUCCUGCUCCUUUACCUAUUUAUCCAUCCAUCAAUUUUCAAAUCUUCAAUGCAGACCAUGUGUUUCUUGCACAAAGUAGUCAAGGAACAUCAACCAACUCAAGCCUCAAAGUUCAGGCUAAGGCAUUUCUUAUUACCAAUCCAGGAGCCCUGAUCCUCCAGCCAGCUAUCAAGGCUUCGUAUGGCCCCCUAGCUGUUGAUGCCACUAUUCCAUCAGACCUGCUUCUUAGUGGACGCAAAAUUCUUGCAGUGAUUUUAGUUCGUCAGAUUCGAUCUCCUUCCCCGUUCAUCAAGAUUCUUUUCCACAUGCCCACAGAAAGCAAUUUAACUUCCAAGCAAGAUAAAAUGGACUCCAACAGAAAUAAUGAGGCUAAGCUCAAUGAUGAAGCUCACUGCGUGACAGCUUAUGCCUUCUGGGAGAUGAAGGAAGUCAGAGGAUCAUGCCUAAUUUCUCCUGGUGGAUUCUGUGUGGCUCAGCUCAAGCCAGAACCAUCUUGGUUUGGAUCUGGAGGCAGAUCUGGAAGCUCAAGCCCGGAAGCAGAUAAAGCGGAAGGAAUCAGAAACCUUCGAGGAAAUCUUGUGGAGGUCUACUUUCAGAGCAGGAGGGACCAGACGGGGCAAUGUGCUCCACAAGACAGUCUGCAAAGAGUAGGAGUAGGAAGAGGGAGAGAGUCUUGGGGGUCGGGGACCCCUUUGCAGAGGAUUGGAAGUGUCACUCUUAUCAAAUCUCAAACAGGCAACCCGACUUUCCUUCGGCUUAGGCUGGGAGGUUCUUUGAUGAUUCAAACUUCUUCCAAGCCCCUAAAAAACGAUGAUGUGGGAACUUUUUACAUAUUCCUGGCUAGUACAUCUACGAUGGAAAAUUUCACUUUGAGGGCUUCUGUAAAAUCAGGCAUGUCCUUCAGUGCGGCUCGGCCUAGUGAUCCUCUACAGUGGGACGUUGUUGUGGAGCCUGGGAGAGGAGCAACUCCAAACACUGUUACAGUCAUCUGCCGUAGGAAGGCUUCCAUUGCCUUGAAAAGGGGUCUUCUGGAGAUUUUUCAGCUAGAUUUUGUGCCAAAAGCUGUCUCCGAGCAGAUUGAGAGUCAGGCCAUCUCCUGGCGUCUGGAGCUGCCAGGGAAUGUCAAAGAUGUUGGCUUAAUGCGGAUCUACACCACCCCAAGAGACUUCAUUGGACUGGCACCUCUGGUGAUGACCUCAGAUAUUUUGAAUACUGCAAUGUUGACGGGGAAAAGGGUGUCAGUUCCUGUGAAAACCGUUGCUGUUGAGGCUGAUGGAACAGUUACAGAUGUGACAAACUCCACCAACUGCAGAUCAACUCAGGCGGACGUGCUCAAGGUCUCAGAACGCUGUAACUAUGUUUUCGUAAAUGGGAAAGAGACGAAAGGCAAAAGCAGCGUGAUGCUCAAUUUCACGUACGGUUUCCUGAGCUCGCAGCUGGAGAUGAGUGUGUGGGUGCCCCGCCUGCCCAUGCUCAUUGACAUCGCUGACCCUGAGCUUAGCCAAAUAAAAGGCUGGAGGGUCCCUGUCACAACUGGCAAUAGAAGAUCUACAUGGGAUAGUGAAGAAGAUGAAGACAUGAGGAAGGGCCGUGGAUGCAUGUUACAGUACCAGCUAUCGACAUUGAGGGUGUUCACGCCCUUUGUGGCCCAAUCUGAUUCUGAGGUUCUGCCAAGUCCAUUUACUGGAGAGAAGUCUGUUGAAUACUUUAUAGGUUCUGAUUGGCAGGUAGAUGUGACAAAUCUUGUACGCAAUGACCUAAAAGUAAUAAACCCUGAAAUCGCUAAAGUGCAAGAUGGGAUCAUACUGCAAGGACGGGCCGUGGGGACCACUGUUUUGCAGGUGUUGUCCCCACUGACAUCGUCUGUCCUGGCUGAGAGAAGCAUUAGGGUGAUGGAUGAUAAAGUGAGCGUGACAGAACUAGGGGUGCAGUUGGUUUCCGGACUCUCUCUGUCUCUUCAGUUCAGCCCCGAGAGCAACAGGGGUAUUGUUGCCACGACGACCAUGAGGGAGACAAUCACAGAGCUCAAACAAGAAGCAGUGGUCAGUUGCUGGAUUCAGUUUAGCGAUGGGGCAGUUGCUCCACUGGAGCUUUUUGACCGGAGUGUCUACUCUCUCACUGUUUCCACCAAUGAUGAGAGGGUGGCCACUGUGCGGCGUACUCCCCUCUCCACAUUUGUGGUUGCACAAGGCGAAGGUGAAGGCCGUGGAAGGCAGGUGAGGGUGGAGCUGAGGAUCUGUGAAGAAUGCCAGAAGUCUAAGAGGAAGAGUAAGCUAGCAGUGGGGGCAGGAAUUCUCAAGACCAACUUUCAAAAUAGCAGACAUAAAGCAGGAGGUGCAAAUAAAAAUAUGGGAUCAACGGGUGAAGUUGAAACAGCAAUGACCUCACAAAAAAAUGUCACAGUGAUGGAUAAAAGGCCAACAACUAACCUGCAGUCUGUUAUGGUCGAAAGCACAGCCACGACAAUUUCAAACAGCUAUUUGCAAACACCUCCAGUAUGGGUUGGAAAAACAAAACCUACAGGAGCUUUUGCAUCUGGUGUCAAUAGCAUGGUCACUCAAACAACCAUGAAGAAAAUAUGGUCUGAUGCACAGUUGAACACUGCCAAACCAACAGUGAGCUUUGUCAGUAAAAGAGAUGGGAAGAAGAACCAAUAUGGGAGCAUGCUUGACAACUCAAAUACAUCCUCUAACUAUAAUGCUCCUGGAGGUGACAAACCUGAGAAAGAGACUCCCAAUACUAAAACACCGAAAGUAAUUGGAAGCGACAUCAUCAGAACAUUCAAAGCCCUGUCAGACUUAGAAAUUGGCAUAUAUUCCUUGAUAGGGGUCUCUUGUGUUGGUAUUAUGGCUUUUCUGCUCAACUGUGCUUCAUAUAAGCUGUGCUUUAGGAAACAGAAGACCCCCAUACAGACAGGUCCAGCUCCCCAUGCAGACCCGAAGGACCACAAGCAUGACUGGGUUUGGAUGGGGGGCAACAGUCAUAGCACCACUACACCUGUUGCUCCGGUUGCUCCGACUCAAGUCUCAACAUUAAAACGUGAGCCUCACCGCCCCCUUGAGUCCCACCAUUCAAUAGAUUCAAUUGGUCCCGGUGGUUUGCAGGGGUCUUUGCCAACUGUUAGUGCCCCAGCUGUCCCAGAAAGAACCGCUACAUUAGGACGCUGCAGGAGCAGCUCCCAACACCAGUUUAAAGCAAAGGCAAUAGACCCUAUGGCAAACAGGUCAGCCACUUUGCUUGCAAGGCCACACCGCAGUGAACCUCUGCAUUCUCCCACGAGCAAGAGAAAUCAGGUCCAGUUCACCACUUUUACAACUCUGGACAUAAAGCACUUGGCUGCGCUAAAGAAGAAUGGUGUGGACUUAAACUGGGCUAACCAGAAGACGCAGCAGCAGCCCGCUCCUCAUCCCCAGACACCUUUACCUGACAUGCCUUGGCCUGUUGUGACACCAUUAGGAGAACCCCAGUGAGUUUACUGAAGUGGCCAUACUGUAAACUCUAUGUUUGCAUGGGAGGAAUAUGGUGCCUUUUAAAUAUUCAUACCUGUUGAUCUUUCCACAUUUGGUAACAUCUCUGCCAUAAUCUCAUAUAUAUUUCAUUGUGAAGUGGAAAGGAUUCAUGCUUCUUUUAUUUUUAAACACUGAAUUCUAAAAAGUGCUGUGUGAAAUUAUGUUCAGCUUCUGAAAUGCAUUGCUUUGUUGCACCACCUUUUGUUGUGGCUGUAAUUGCAACCCUUUUGGAGUAUACAUCUAUCAGCUUUGCACAUCUAGAGGCCCACUGUUUUUUGCAAAAUAUGUCAUGCUCAGAUUGGAUAAAUAGCAUCUG